Molecule: messenger RNA, 1479 nt
Organism: Fopius arisanus
Lineage: Eukaryota; Metazoa; Arthropoda; Insecta; Hymenoptera; Braconidae
Product: glyoxalase domain-containing protein 4
Exons: 6
Coding region: 234-1085 (283 amino acids)
Source: RefSeq, a predicted model, not a curated record
UGUUGUGAUGGCCUUGAAGUUAGAAUUAUCCGUUCACCGGUUUGUAAACCAAUAAGAAACGAUUUGAUACAGGUUUUUGUCAUUAUUGUUAUCUUGGCGUUGAUUAAGACAUUCAAGAGUGAUUAGACGUUUUUACUUCGUGUUGGAUUCAGUGGAUUAGAUUAUAUUCAGCAGGUUUCUGGAUUGAAGAUCCAUUCUUUUAUUUGAUUAAAUUUCUGGGAAAGUUGGGGAUCAUGGUGACUGGAAGGGCUUUGCACUUCGUUUUUAAGAUUCCAGAUCGACGACUGACAGCUAAAUUUUAUCGAGAAAUAUUGGGCAUGAAAGUGUUGAGACACGAAGAGUUCAGUGAUGGAUGUGAAGCUGCUUGCAAUGGACCAUACGCUAAUCGUUGGAGUAAAACUAUGAUAGGAUAUGGACCCGAGGACACCCAUUUCGUCAUCGAAUUGACGUACAAUUAUGGCAUAAAGAACUACGAAACGGGAAAUGAUUUUCAAGGAAUUACGAUACGCUCCAAGGAUGUUAUAGAGCGAGCUAGGAAAAAUAAUUGGCCUAUGAGUGAGGAGAAUGGAAUUUCUGUGCUUCAGGCACCUGGAGGGUAUAAAUACUUCAUCAUAAAUGAGCCCCAAGUUGCUGGCAAAGACCCAGUGGAGAAGGUCUCACUAUCAACUUCAAAUCUCGAAAAGAGUAUUUCUUAUUGGCGAGAUAUUCUCAAUUUGAAAGUUUAUGAUCAAAAGGACAAGACGGUCCUUCUGGGAUUCGCCGACGACCAGGCGAAACUGGAGUUCAAAGAUAUUGGGGUCUCAGUAGAUCAUGCAAAAGCCUAUGGAAGAAUAGCCUUUGCAGUUCCACAUGCAGAACAGCCAGAAAUCCAGAAAAAAAUAAAAGAUUCUGGCCAUAAAAUUCUAACGGAUCUGAUAACUUUGGAAACACCUGGAAAGGCAUCAGUUCGGGUGAUAAUUUUAGCGGAUCCGGAUGGCCAUGAGAUCUGCUUUGUCGAUGAGGAAGGAUUCCGUCAGUUGUCUGUACCCGACUAUCCCAGCGAAAAAAUUCUUGAUAGAUUCAUCGAAAAAGAUCCAACUAAUUAAAACAGUGGAACUAGGUCCAUUCGUUUUAUUCGUGGAAAGUAAAUUACAACUUAUUUUCAUUUUCGAGAAAAGAAUGAAGUUAAAAAUUCAAGAAACAUCUUGAAAAAUUUACAAUCAUAAGUGAGAUAUUCAUUUUAAAUCUAUAAAUUUUUGUUUAUUUUAUAAUGUUGUAAUGAAUAAUUGAUGUUUUGAAUAGAAAACUUCAAAUCGAAAUAGUAUUGACACUUUUCACAAACAAAAUGUCGAAGGCCUGGAUUUUGUACUGUUUUAUAAACUAUCGCAUAUCUCAAGUAGAAUUGUUUAACUACCGGAUGUGAAUAAUCUUGCGAGAUAUAAAACGAAAAAUCUGUUAUUGCAAAUAAACACAAGACAAUAUAUUUUCAUUAUUAAUAAA